AUGUUAAACAGUACCAAAUAAAUAUAAACAAGAAAGAGAAUCCACAAUCCAUUUAAUAAUAUGGCGGUUGAUAUGAAUUAAAUUUUUGUGACAAACAUAAAGAAAGAAAGUACGGGCACAAACAAAGCAGGCGAGGAAAGACAAAUUCAUUCGAUCAAGUUUAAAAAGAAAAUAAUUUGUUUUUGGACGUAUACUAUGGAAGAUUUGCUGAAACUUUCUGAAAAAGCAGAGUCUUACCCCAAGGAAUUGGAGAAAAAGAAAAAGGAGUGGCUUGAAAACUUGCGUAAAAUUUUAUAUGGGAACUCUGUUAGUAAAGCUGAGCCCAAAAAUGAAGAAAAUAGUUUACCAUCGCCGUCGCCCUGCCAAACUAUGAAGCGUUGUAAACGUCUAUCUUCUUUAGACGAGGAAAACGCAGAGGAUAAUGAAGACUCUAGCGCUAAGCCGAAUAGGAAGUCGAAUGAAAUAUUGUUGUCAUCGGCAAGUGAAAUCGAACGAGGAGAGAAGAAUGAUCAAAUAUUGCCAGUGCCAGCCCCUCGCGGAUGUGGUGCAAUUGUCGUAGCCGUCGAAUCAGACACAGUCUCUUCAACAGUCAGUAAUUCCAACGAUAAAGAAUUAAUGCCGCCACCACUUCCACCGUCAGUAUUAGAAAACGUCGAUUCGUCUGUGGAGGUCGCUCAUAAUUCUUCCGGUCGGCCGCAACGCGCCGCAAAAUUGAAAUCUGAGAAAAAUCUCAAAGAACCUGAAUUGCGAGGUAAAUUGAGACAACCAGCCAUUGUCAAUGUUAAGGUUAAGUUGGAAGAAGAGCAGCGUUUAUCUCAAAUGAAGACGCGGAGUACUAAGGCAGAUACCAAGGCAGACGAUUCUGUAAUUGUUUUGCCAAGCAAGAAGCCGUCUACGAUAGAAAUUAACAGUACUUCGGAAGAUGAGGAUCAGGCUCGAACAAGUGUCGAAAAAGAAUGUAUUAAUACCACACAAACACAGCAGACAUCCGAUGGCUCUUUCGAGCAAGCUCAAGGCAAUGCCCGCCAAUUGCGUAUUAGAGUUAAGCGUGAAAAGAUCAGUUUAACAAAUAAGGACAAUGUUAAAAAUGAUGCCAGUGCUGAAGCAACAUUCAAAGAUCCACCUUCGGUACCAUUGCCAAUAAAGACAAAGGUAGACACAUCUUUGGAAGAGGCAUCCAGUAGCCAAAAUUCUACGUCGACAUCGACAACUAACAGGGUUGCAGCCUCCAAAAAAGAUCGGAAGAAGAAAAACGCGGUUCCACAUAAACCCAUUAAAGUUGAGCGUCUUAGUGAUUUUGAAAAUCGGUCACCAGUUGCCUCACGUACACGUAAAGGUGGUUCUAAUCGAAAUCAGCCGGAUUCGGAAGAUGGUUUCGCUAAUGCAGCGUCUAACGGAAUUCCCGAAACCGAUUCGAAAGUGCACACAUCAAUUUAUGAGGAUGCUGUUCAAUCCCCCCCCGUUCCUGGGGAAGAACUUCCAAAAACCGUCUCUGCUGCCGAUAAGGCAAGCAAUGUUAAUGAAACAUUUAAUGUGGACCGGCAGCAAGGCGAUCAAUGCAACGGCACAAUUACUGUUGCACCGCCAGCACAUGAUGCUACUUUUCGAGCAGAGUUUACUCAUGAAACAUUUGUUGUAGAUUCUAAUCUAAACGCUACAGCAACUGUACAAAAGGGUGUUCAGGCUGAAGCAGAGGGAAAUCUUACUUUCGCUGUUACAUCCCAAAAUAAAAGUAAACAAGAAGAAGACGCAGUCGAUCAAAAAUCGUUCGAAACGGCAAAGGAUGCUUCAAUACCACGCGAUAAUAGUCUUAUUACCGAAGACGAAUCAUCCGGGCAGCCAGCUGCACAACAACUACCGCUACUAUCGAAAAUAAAACCAGCAACUAAUUUUCUUAAAAGUAUACCGACUUCAGCUAAAGCGUAUAAAAUGCCACCAGUUCUUUUCAAUCCGUUAGUGCACAGUCCAGUAAAGAUGCGCGUGGAAGCUUUUGAAAAUGCAGCUGUAGCCGCGAAAGCGCCAACUUCGAAACGUGUUACUCGCCUGAAGAAAGAGAACUCAGCUCCUAUGGCUGGUGGUAAUGGCAGUUCGAUCACUCCCACCAUUGGUAAACUAGGUAAUCCUGCUCUUGGGCGUUUUCUUACACCUACGCAAACUAGCAAUCUUACGCCUGCUUCAGGGGCAAUCAAAAAAUUGCCUAGCAGCGCGUCCAAGGCCACGAUGCCUCUGCACAGAUCCGCAACUGCUUCUAGUUUAAAGAAUAGCGUGAUUGCAGGUUCAUCGAAAAAUUUACAUCGCGAGAAUAGUAGCGAUGAUGUUCAUAAAGCCUUCAGUCAAAGCGAAGAGCGGAAGAAGCAGCGUGAACAGAAACAUUUAUUGGCCGCACAGCAACGUGAGGCAAAAGAACGCGAACGAGCUGAACGUUUCGCAAAACUAGCUCAGGAACGGGAGGAAAAACUUCUUAAAAAACAAUUAGAGCAGGAACGAAAAAAACGUGAACUGGAAGAAAUUAAUCGAAAAUUGCGCCUUCAGGAUGAAGCAUUAGCUGCCAGUGCUGAGGCUAAUAAAUUGAAAGCAAUCAGAGCCAAAGCUGCAGCUCAGGAACGUGAAAUGUUAUUGAAACUGCAACAAGAACAGCAGAUGUUCAAGCAACGUAUCAUGCCGCCGCCACCGAAAUUACAAACAAAAUAUAGAUUUGAAAUGUUACACGAAGACGAUUCGACCGACGAAGAGGGCAAAACAUCCUACAAACGCCCACCGCCGCCUACUUGGAGUCGAAGUCAUGAACGUGGACCGCACAUUCUAAUGCAACAACACGUCCCCCUUGACGUUAUUGAUAGUUUCUUCUCAGUGCAACCAUUAACGGCUGAUUUGAAGACGAUAUUCCCAACUAUCGAUGAUCGUUAUUUAAAACGCAAUUCCAGUGUAUUAUGGUCUACACCGCCACGUUAUUCCGAAUUGCCGAAAUAUUAAGCAACUGGAACUGAUCGUUUAGAAAAUUAUUGUUUUCAUUUUUUUCAUUUAUGCAUUAUGAUUGACAUUUUGAUUGCUGUUGAAGUUUUUUUUUUUGUU
Messenger RNA from Glossina fuscipes, 3072 nucleotides. It is a transcript of the gene Incenp, whose product is annotated as mediator of RNA polymerase II transcription subunit 12. The record is from RefSeq and is a predicted model, not a curated record. NCBI's taxonomy places the organism in Eukaryota, Metazoa, Arthropoda, Insecta, Diptera, Glossinidae. Bases 196 to 2973 code for a protein of 925 amino acids. The transcript has 8 exons.